ACCUCGCCCGUUCUCUAGCCUCCCAACAUCCCCUUCAACACCCUUCGACACAUUAAACAACCUGUACCUUUAAGCUCCCUCGCGCCCUUGCUCACUCAGAGACAAUGGCGCAAUACGGUCCUUUGACUCUGGAAGAAGAACGCGUGGCGUCACGACAACGUCUCUGCAAAGUCAAAUCCAAGCACAAUGAAGCGAAGGCGAAACUAGAUAAGAUUAUAGCGGAAAGGGCCCGGUUGGAGGCCCAGUUGAAAGAACUGUGGAAACACCAGGACGAUGCGAAAGAAGCGCUCGAUUCCGCAGACAAGCUCUUGGAAGACGCCGCGGUUUCCUGCUCCAAGGCGGAGUCGCCCACGCUCGCGCAUGCGAUUAACGAGAAGCUACCGCGCGAGAUCCGAGAUCUUAUCUACGAGCUCUGCUGGAAUGAUGAACUCCAGAAGUAUGGCCCGAAUUAUGACCCGUGGAACUCCUACGCAAAUAGUUGGCCUCAUUUCGUCUUGCCCGAGUUUGUUGGACAAGAAGCCGCUGAAGAAGCAGGAGCCGUUUUCUACAGAAUCGUACCCGCCGUCGUAGAUGCAGGUAGGGCUUCCCGAGGUCGCAGGCUCACCAGCGACUUCUUCGACCUUGGUCUCGCCCCAACCGACUACCUUAGCACAAUCAUCUUCCCGAUUUAUCCCCAUCAUGUGAGCGGUACGAAGAUACCGCAACCUUACGCUAACUGGGUCUCUCGUUUCUUGCUUGACGCUCCCUUUCCGCAGACGAAAAAUUUCCCCAAAGUCACAUUUGACCUGAGAGAGAUCAGGCCAGCAUAUCUUUUCAGUUUCCUCGAAAUCAUUCGCCCAGCCUGUAGGAAACUGAAGAGCAGGGGCUCUAUAAUCGCCUGCAACUGGGAAUGGACAUUCUCAUCACAAGCGAGUCCUCUUCAGGCCCGGCUUGAAGUGUUGCUCGACCUGCCGCGUGCCCAAUGGACAGAGUGCCUGCUCGCUGCAUGCAAGGAUCCGAAAUCGCCGCACUACGAUAGCGUAAAGACACGCAUCGCUUGUGACUUAAGGAAGGGAAAGUCGCCGGAAGAGUAUUCGGACAGGUCAGAGUCCGAGGAAGAGGAAGACGAAGACUUUUUUAUCUAAAAGAAACGUGUUAGCAUUACCUUGGUUUUCCCGGCUAUUGAAGAUCUUGAAAGGAAGCUCCCCAGAGUACACCGUAGAGCAAACAGGUACGGACGCCGCAGCCUGAGAAGCGAAUAAUGUGGCGACAUGGGGUAGCUUGUUUUUGACUAGUAGUAGAUAACUGCACAUAAUUGCACUGGGAGAACAUUGUAGACAGCGGACAGUCGAUAGGGU
Trematosphaeria pertusa is the source of this 1337-nucleotide messenger RNA. RefSeq lists its product as uncharacterized. Lineage: Eukaryota; Fungi; Ascomycota; Dothideomycetes; Pleosporales; Trematosphaeriaceae. The record is from RefSeq and is a predicted model, not a curated record. The coding region runs from base 105 to 1124 and encodes 339 amino acids. The transcript has 5 exons.